Molecule: messenger RNA, 2697 nt
Organism: Aureobasidium pullulans EXF-150
Lineage: Eukaryota; Fungi; Ascomycota; Dothideomycetes; Dothideales; Saccotheciaceae
Product: DUF1765-domain-containing protein
Exons: 3
Coding region: 1-2697 (898 amino acids)
Source: RefSeq, a predicted model, not a curated record
AUGGAAGAGCCCAAAUCAACUCCCCCGAUGCCUCAACUACCGAAGUCAUUUUCGACAGACCGACUACAGACCACCUCACAUUUGCACCCAAGCCGCGCGAACCCUAUGCCUCCAUUGGCAUCAACUGAAAAGUAUCAGACCCUGCCCGCCCUGACCCUCCCCCGGAAGAAGGACGAGCUGUGGAGUGUUUUCAGAUCGCUUGACGGCGACUACACCAAGUUCCAAUCUAAAUCAAGCACUUUGAAAGCAAACGUGGUCAGAUCCUCGUUGUUACCUUUCUUACGAAACUAUGCAGACCAUGCAUCCAACCUAUCACUACGAGCAGAAGACCUGGAUAGGCGUACCAACAUCCUGAACAAAUGGUGGACUGGUCUCCUUGACAUGCUCCACGGAAGAAACAAUCAGUCCAUCUCAGGCACAGACCGGCCAGCCAUCUUGGACGGCAUAUCAGGUAUCAUGGACCGUCAGGAAUGGCGACUCUCACCCUCUCCUCUGUGCCCACUCGAUCGAAGAAAUGUGCACAUGAUUCCUUCGAGAAAUAACACAACAACAUCCUUGUCAUCGACCGGAAUCGACUUUUUGACCGAGUCUGUUCACCAUAACGUACGAAACAUGUUUGUCCAGAACCUCAAUUCGCAGAUGGCUUUCGUGGUUGACAGGAUGUCUUUGAAAAACGCAUCUGCCAGUCUGGUCACGUUUUGCGGCAAGGCCACCGCGUAUGCAUUCUUCUUCUGCCCAGGCAUUGCAGAAGUUCUUGUCCGUCUGUGGGAUGCGCCAACAGAAGUAAUGCGAAGGGUCCUUGCCGAAAGCGGCGUCAGCAGGUUCGACAACCUUGGUGAAACGGCCGCAAGGAUCAACUCUGCAUUCCCUCCCUCCAUGCAAUCUUUGGGAUUCGUCUCUCUAGGAAAGCUACUCAAACACCUCAGAAAACAGACACCACUACCGCUUGGAACGGCCAACAUUCAGUGGUAUGGCUACUGGCUUGAGCGUUGGUCGGGUCGCGAGAGUGAUCUAUUCUUCGCCUUCGUCAAGCACUUCCAUAUCCUGGUCGCCGACUAUCUGCCAUCAGAUGCUACCAAAAAGGAAAGAGUCUGCGUUCCCGGUCUCAUCUUUGUGCAUUCUCAGAUUUUGGUCAACCUCGACUCCACUAUUCACCGUGAUGCAGGUCAAUUGCACGGUGACCCAUCAAAUAAUCCUUCUCCCACUUUCGACGAUGUUCUGGUUGAUCCAGAUGCAGUUGCGUCGACUUUACCUUUACCACCUACUAAUGCUAUCCGAAUAAUGGCGGAAAACCGUCUGAUAAUGCUAAUCAGAGACUUUCUCUCAGAGAGAGCCUCAGAGCAUCCUUUUGCUCGACAACUUUUCGCAGAGUCUUUUGCAUGCCUGCUACAAGCAGGCGCUCGUGGCAUCUCGAUUUAUAGUCAUCUCGCCUGUUACACUCUUUGCGACUUCUUGGAAGAGGCAUUUCCGAUCAUCGUCCGCUACGAACAGAUGCAUCCCUCUCAGCAAUGUCUCAUCAACACAGAUUUCUGGAUAGAAGUGUGCAAGAAAAUGGUUCUCAGCCAAAACACGAUGACCGAAAUCAGAUUGUUCGCCUUCCUCUUCACAAUCUGGAGCACAGUCAAUAGCAGUCCGGAACGCAAGAAUAAGAUCUGUGUUGAGCUUUUGCUCGAUCAGGAGGUCUUCGAGAAGACCUUUACUCAUUGGUGCCCUAUGGUGCGGGCUUACUACAUGCGAUUGCUCUGCUGGCGCCUUGGCCGCUACGACGGGGAGGGAUCCUCGGGCGAUAGAUUGAUCUUUGAGACACUGCUGCAGCGUCUCCAGGCCGUCUGGUCUCACUUCUUGUGGCAAAGACAGCAAGCCGCUCAAGGGAAAAUGCUGCCUCCCUCGACGACUCCAUGCAACCCUGCUCCUGGUAGACGUCUGUUGAUCAUUCGUACCGAUACUCAGGUUGCACCAGGUGGCUCUUUCCUGGCUUUUGACGGAAUCAUGCCUCCUCAUCCAUCAGCACCUAUUGGAACUCCCAGUCAGGCGUGGAAGAGAGAUUCAGUCAUCUCGCAAGCAGCUUCGUUAGACAUUCGACCCACAUCAUCGGCAUCUUCUGAUUUCAAUACUGAAGUUGAGCGCGAAGGUGGACUACGCGGUUUCCUACGCAGCAUCAUGGGAGGCAAGAGCCGCAAAGCACCACCUCUCAAGACCACGUCAUCAUCAGCUUCUUUGCCACCAGCGCCAGAGACUACAUUGCCUGCUGGCAAACUGACCCGAUCGCCGACUACUGCUACGCAAGCGCCACGUUCGCGUGCCUCUGCCACGAAGCCAUCGCCUCAGACCACCCCUCUCGCAAGCAGAGGUCCAUCACCAAUCAGACACCGCAACUUCUGCUUCAAAUUCUCUCUUGAGAUGCAUCCCAAGGCUCACCAUCCCACUGCUAUGCGUUUGCAGCCGCCCAGACUGCCGCUAGCCGCACAACUUUAUCUCCAAGACGGUGAUAGCGAGGACACAAUCGUCAAAGCUGUCGAACCCGUCGGCGAGUCCAAGGCACAAGCAACUUACUCUGGUCGCGCUUUGGCCGAAUGGACAUGCAUCCUCAUGGAAUGUCAAGGCUUCUUCGAGCGCAGAAAGGGCGAAGGAGUCCCCACCAACAAGCACGUCGAGACACCAACUCUGGGUGUCGAAGUCUUUAGCAAAUCCAGAUGA